Messenger RNA from Boeremia exigua, 971 nucleotides. RefSeq lists its product as uncharacterized. The transcript has 2 exons. The coding region runs from base 171 to 971 and encodes 266 amino acids. NCBI's taxonomy places the organism in Eukaryota, Fungi, Ascomycota, Dothideomycetes, Pleosporales, Didymellaceae. The record is from RefSeq and is a predicted model, not a curated record.
GCCAUACUUAUAGCACGCUUAGCGGCGUUUGCCCUUAGCGGUGCCCAGUACUUGCCAGAGAGCUACAGGUGUCUUGACCUGGACACCCUCACUCUGCUCCGAGGAUUUUCUCUACUUCUCCAUGUCACGACCGUUCCCAUCAUCGGCCACAGUGCAUCUUCAAAGGCAUCAUGUCGUUCCCGAUGUCGCAAUCCUCGCUCAAGGUGCCAAUUCCACGGGUUCAAUCACGCCGUCACCAGCAGCCGCCGCGCAGAGAUAAUCAGCCUUAUAGAGACAGAGUCCUCAUAGCAUGCCUCAACUGCCGAGAGCGCAAGGUCACGGACGACGUCACGGAUGCCGCAGCUACGUUACGGCUGGUCAAAUCACUGGAUCUGAACGAUACGCACGGAGAAGCCUUGAUAUCUAUUGUAGUCGGCUCAAACGACGAGACUAAUAUCUUGGAUGAGGACAUACUCAAGGAUAAAGAUUCGCAAGCAACUGGAUAUAUUGGCAAGAGCUCUAAGGUGCAAGGGCUACGGCGUCUGCAACAGGAUUCAGAAUGCUGGCAAGGGACACCGUUAACUCUGAGCAGUCCAUAUGGACCUCCUGGAGCUAGUUUCGAAAAUGCAAAGCAACGCAUGGAAGCUUUUAAGGAACGGCAACAACACAAGCCCAUCAUACCAACUAGCACUUCCACGUUCUACUUGGAUGGCAAGGGCGUAGAAGUGGAUUACAACGUUGAUCCGUACGCUUUGCCGACAAUUAAGGUCGCGCAGAGACUGCUUGACUGGUACAUGAGUACUGUUCAAGAUAUGUUUCCGGUACUGGCAAAACAGAUUUUCACAGAUCAAUUUCGCCAUUAUUUUACGUCUGCAACGCAAGGAACGCCUGAUUGUGUGCCGAAGAAGUGGCUGGCGAUAUUGAAUCUUGUAUUCGCCAUUGGAGCAAGGUUUUCAAACUUGACUGAAGCGGACUGGCAGGCGGAUAGCUAA